GUCUUUUAGUUCAAUAGAACUGAAAUUUUAAUACCAACUCAUCAUGUUCAAGUUGUUCGUUCUCGCCUGCCUGAUGGCCGUAGCCGCAGCUAAGCCAGGAGUAGUCGCUCCAGUGGUUUCAGCGCCCCUGGUUACGAGCUACGCCGCUGCUGCUCCACUUGCCUACUCCGCCUAUGCUUCACCUUACGCAUAUGCAGCACCAUACGCUUACAAGAGCGCCUAUUCACCCUACGCUUACUCCGCUUACUCCGCUUACUCGGCUCCUCUGGCUUACAGCGGAUACUCCGCCGGCUACGUUUCGCCCUAUGCCUACAGCGCUGGAUACUACAAAGCCCCACUGUUCGUAUUCGCCUGCCUAGUUGCGUUUGCUGCUGCCAAACCAGGAUAUGUUGCGCCUAUUGCCUCUAGCUACGUAGCUGCUCCAGUUGCUUACUCUGCAUACUCCUCGCCGUACGCCUACGCUUACAAGAGCGCCUAUUCACCCUACGCUUACUCCGCUUACUCCGCUUACUCGGCUCCUUUGGCUUACAGCGGAUACUCCGCUGGCUACGCGGCCUACGUCGCGCCUUAUGCCAGUACCUACAACGCACAUUCAAUAAAUCAUGCUAUAGCCACACCAGUCAUACAUCAGGCACCAGUGAUAUCUGCUCCACUAGUAGCUGCUGCUCCAGCCUUGUCAGCAGCCCCGUUGGCGUACCAUGCAGCUGCUCCGUUAGCAGCUGCUUAUAGCACGCCUUUCAUAUAUAAGUAA
Messenger RNA from Ctenocephalides felis (cat flea), 751 nucleotides. RefSeq names its product cuticle protein 38-like. The record is from RefSeq and is a predicted model, not a curated record. The transcript has 4 exons. NCBI's taxonomy places the organism in Eukaryota, Metazoa, Arthropoda, Insecta, Siphonaptera, Pulicidae. The coding region runs from base 44 to 751 and encodes 235 amino acids.